GCUGCUCCAUUGUUUGUUUAUAAAAACCUUAAUAUUUUUUAAUGUUAACUUCAAUCGUUCUGGGAUCCUAUCGAAAGAAACAUCGAUAAAUAAUACAAAAAAAAAAAAAACUCUCGCACACCUAUUUUUUGUUGCACAAUUUAAAUGGCUUUCGUUGCAGUGCAUUCGCGUAAAAUCGUGGUGGUGGCGUUGUUCUUGGCCAUCGCUGGCUUUUACAUUCGCGAAGUGUCCUCGCUGGACCUAUCACACGGCGGUAUUAUAACGGUGACAAAUGAUACACGUUAUUUUGUCCUACAUCCAGAUUCUUCCAAGGAAGUUUUCGACAAGGAGCACUAUGCCAAGGGCAAUAUAAUGUUUACAUCCGGUCAACGUAUUGAAGGCGAUCGUUUAAUUCUAACCUACAUGGAUCAAACACAAUACACUCGUAACGAGGAUGUGGAAGUUUUGCUGCAAUAUCCUGCAGAAGGUCGCAAAGGAUAUUACAUAAGUUUUGUUCUCAUCUAUGCCGAUGUAUCGACGACAGACUGUGAUGCCUAUUUUGUAGAUGGGGGCAUUGGGCAGACCUAUUGCAAAAUUUUGAUCGCCUGCAACAAGACUUCAAACUUUGGUUAUCAAAUCUAUUUGUAUGGCUAUUGAUUCACAAUAUAUGCUUGUCUAUGUAAAGAGAAAUGGAGAAAUAGUAACAAAACAAAGAUCUGUGAUUCAAUUGUAACUAAAUGUGUCUCAUUACAACAAAAGCAACAUGUCUGCAGGGAUGUGUUAAGUUUAAUUUAGUUUCUGUUUGUUAACUUAAUUUUAUACAUAAGCUUUAUUAGUUUUUUAAGUUCUAUUUGUAAAGAAUGUUGAAAGAAAAAAAUAUAUAUUUAAAAACCAAAAAAAAAAAAACAACACAG
Messenger RNA from Stomoxys calcitrans (stable fly), 893 nucleotides. RefSeq lists its product as uncharacterized. The coding region runs from base 145 to 636 and encodes 163 amino acids. The transcript has 2 exons. The record is from RefSeq and is a predicted model, not a curated record. Lineage: Eukaryota; Metazoa; Arthropoda; Insecta; Diptera; Muscidae.